Messenger RNA from Sclerotinia sclerotiorum 1980 UF-70, 990 nucleotides. RefSeq lists its product as hypothetical. Gene Ontology annotation, biological process: protein folding. NCBI's taxonomy places the organism in Eukaryota, Fungi, Ascomycota, Leotiomycetes, Helotiales, Sclerotiniaceae. The transcript is spliced from 3 exons. Gene Ontology annotation, cellular component: endoplasmic reticulum membrane. Bases 1 to 990 code for a protein of 329 amino acids. The record is from RefSeq and is a predicted model, not a curated record.
AUGGGUUUCGGGGACUUUUACUCCAUCUGCGAACAAGCAGCGCUUCCAUUAUGUGCAGAGGUGGGAGCGAUAAAAACGAUUGCGGGAAGUCAUGGCAUCGAGGCAAAUUGCUAUUCGCGCAAUAUUGAAUUAGCCAAUACGAUUAUAUUUCAAGGAGCCGCAAGUUUCGUGCAUAUCAUGGCGCUAAUCAUGACCGUUAUCAUGAUAUUGCACGUAAGGAGCAAAUUUACUGCUGUUGGCCGGAAAGAAAUCACAAGCUUCUUCUAUAUAUAUAUGCUCCUCACAUUCUUUACGUUACUUCUCGACGCUGGUGUUAUUCCACCUGGAACUAGUCCUUACCCGUAUUUUUCAGCCAUACAAAAUGGUCUCACAUCUGCGCUCACAGUCUGUUUAUUGAUUAAUGGAUUUGUUGGAUUUCAGUUAUACGAAGAUGGAACACGAAUCUCUGUUUGGCUUCUCCGCUCAAUCAGUCUCGCUAUGUUUGCUCUUACUUUCCUCGUUUCGCUUGCUACCUACAUGUCCUGGGCAGGACUUGGCCCUACUCGAACUGUUGGACUUUUCGUUGUGCUAUACUUACUUUCCGCUAUUGAAUUGGCCAUUUACGGUAUUAUGCAAGUAAUUCUUGUAGUAAACACACUUCAGGAUCGUUGGCCCCUGGGUGAACUUUCGUUUGCCCUUUUCUUCUUUGUUGCGGGUCAAGUUGUACUUUAUGCAUUCAGUACUAGCAUUUGCAACGCUAUCAGCCAUUAUUUGGAUGGAUUAUUUUUUGCUUCAAUUGCUAAUCUUUUAGCUGUCAUGAUGAUUUACAAGUACUGGGAUUCUAUUACUAAAGAAGAUCUCGAGUUUUCUGUUGGCAUCAAGCAGAACAAUUGGGAAGUUAAGGACCUUCUCGAAGAUGAGCGAAGAAACACUGUCUAUCAAGAUAUGGAUUACCAGCACAGUCCUGGCCACCAACCUCGAAACUCGAAUUAUGGCGGCUUUAACUAUUGA